AAUUCCUACACAUCCCACUCGUCGCCCUCCUCCCAGUCCCCGUCGCCCUUUCUACCUGUCGGAGACUGGCACUGACUGCCUGACGGCACCCAACAGGAGCCCCGGAUCAAUCUGCCAUCCACUCAGCGGAACAGCCCGGUGCAAGCGCAGGGAGAUAAGUUACCCCCAGCCUGUACCAGGAACUGACCAUCGCCUGCAGGUGGCGAGCCUUGGUGUGCCCGCCCAGUACAGGGCACGUACCCCAGGCACAGGCUGCGCUGCACGGGGCAGGGGCGAUGUCACCGGUGUGACCGAGGGGCAGUCACACAAAUCACACUCAGGAAUACCCAUUCCGGAAUAGGAGAACCCACUCCACACCUGGCACCGAGUGCCCUGCGGGUAAUGCCCAGCCUCUGCCUCCUAUAACCUGCCCCAGGGGCAGCACCAUGUUCCUGCCUCCCACUAGGAAAGGCUUCUCCAUUGAGGCUCUGGUAGGUCCAGACCGAAGCCCAGAGGAGCCCCUCAGACCCACGGCGAUAAAGUACCCCGAGCCUGUGCCCGGCCUGCCACCUGCCCAGCUCCGCCACGGGAUCCGGCUCCUGGGGGCCCCAGAGCUGCUAUUCCCGGAGCCAGCAGCGAAUGCUUAUGGACACGGUCUAGGGAUCCCACAGCACCGAAUCCUCCACCGGGACCCGCUCAGCUUCUGCCCCUGGAUCCUGCGGCACCGGCUGCCCGGGGAGGAAAAUACUCCAGAGAACUAUUUGCUUCAAGGACCUUUUUCAAGAAAACCCAAAAGGAUACGUACUGCAUUCUCUCCAUCACAACUUCUGCGCCUGGAAGGAGCCUUUGAGAAAAAUCAUUAUGUAGUGGGCACAGAAAGGAAACAGCUUGCAAACAGUCUGUGCCUCACGGAGACCCAGGUAAAAGUGUGGUUUCAGAACAGAAGGACAAAGCACAAGCGUCAGAAAUUAGAAGAGGAAUGUCCAGAAAAUCAGCAAAAGAGAAAAAGUAGCCAACAUGUUAGUAGAUGGAGGAUGGCAACAUGUCAGAAUAGCCCCAAGGACAUUGACGUCACAUCAGAUGACUGAUAUAACCUGUUUAAUAAACUGCACAUAUUACAUGAAGAUGGACUAUUAUAUCAUGUGGUCAGAUGUUAUCUGCAAGAGACAUGGUCAAUCAUUAACUCAACUUGUAGUAUGAACAAUGGACAAUGCACUUGUGUCAAAGUUUGUAAUUUCAUUUAAUGACACCUCCCAGGACAUUCUGGCCAAUCAUUUAUGUUCUAACAUGAUAUUGUAUGGCUGUGUAGAUACAGUGAUAUUGCCUAUACUUGUGUUCAAUAGAAAAUGAACCAGUUGGAAACGACUAAGAACUGUCAUUCAGAAGAUGAUAGCAAUACAAUACUUUUACCUCAGGAAUCCACAUUGUGUACUAGAUAAAGAAAAUGUAAAUAUAUAUUUAAACAUGAAAGAUGUGGCUAUCUAAGGGGAUAAUUUGAUAUUAAACAUGGACACUAAGAUUAUUUAUUGUUAUACAUACAUAUUCCUCAGGAAUGCAUACUAAAGUAGCUAUUAAAAGGAUUAAAAGGCAUGACAAAUAUGAAA
Messenger RNA from Pseudophryne corroboree (corroboree frog), 1583 nucleotides. RefSeq names its product homeobox protein EMX1-like. Gene Ontology annotation, molecular function: DNA-binding transcription factor activity, RNA polymerase II-specific; RNA polymerase II cis-regulatory region sequence-specific DNA binding. The record is from RefSeq and is a predicted model, not a curated record. The coding region runs from base 426 to 1067 and encodes 213 amino acids. Lineage: Eukaryota; Metazoa; Chordata; Amphibia; Anura; Myobatrachidae. Gene Ontology annotation, biological process: regulation of transcription by RNA polymerase II; neuron differentiation; central nervous system development. Gene Ontology annotation, cellular component: nucleus. The transcript is spliced from 3 exons.